This is a messenger RNA of Nasonia vitripennis (jewel wasp), 3339 nucleotides long. Its product is annotated as zinc finger protein 556-like. The record is from RefSeq and is a predicted model, not a curated record. Gene Ontology annotation, molecular function: RNA polymerase II transcription regulatory region sequence-specific DNA binding; DNA-binding transcription factor activity, RNA polymerase II-specific. Gene Ontology annotation, biological process: regulation of transcription by RNA polymerase II. Gene Ontology annotation, cellular component: nucleus. The coding region runs from base 269 to 1441 and encodes 390 amino acids. The transcript has 9 exons. NCBI's taxonomy places the organism in Eukaryota, Metazoa, Arthropoda, Insecta, Hymenoptera, Pteromalidae.
AACACUGUCAUUCUUUGUGUCCUUCGCCGGCAGUUACAGGUGGGAAAACGUGCGACGUCGUUUCCAGAAAAGCCAGGACGCUAUCACGCUACGCCACAUCUUAGAAGUCGAUGCUGUUGGACAGAUCGCCGAAAGAAUUUCUCUAAUACAGGUGACGGUUAUAAAUCCCAUCGAAGACAAAGAAAAGAAAAUAUGGGCGAAAGUUCUAAGACAUACGAAGUUUAACUAGUAUAAGCCUAUAUCUACAGUUACAUACACAUAUUUUGAAAUGGAGGAAAAAAUGGAUGUAGUGCACGAAAGCAUUGUAGAAGUUAAUCUAGAAGAAAGUGAUUCAAUAAACUUGAAAGAACUUUCUCAGAGCAUUGAAGAAGUAAUAGUGACUCCCGAUAUAUAUUUGUUUUUCACAUCUCCAAUUGACCAAGGUAUACUCAACAAAGAAAAUAAGAACGAAUAUCAGUCAAAAAUUAAUAAUGAUAUUUAUAAUGAAAUACUGCAUGAUAAGAUUGAAUUCUUGAGCACACCAAACUCUUCAAAAAUGAAAGCUUCUUCAUUAAUUUUUGAUGAUAACACUGAUGUUGGUACAGCACAGACUUUAGAAGUAGAUACAAAAUCACUACCCGAUGACAAUUACAAUCAAUAUUUUAAUAACAAUUUGAAAAUGAAUAGUACUGCAGAAGCAAUUUCAUCUACCAAAGACAAGACAAAGAAAGUACAUUUUAGUAAACUUAUAUCAGUUGGUCAUGAACUACAACUGCUACCAAAAGCAGUCGACAGAGAGCAUAAACAUUUCAGUGAUUUGAUACAGAUGUACUGUUAUAAGUGUAAAACAGCCUCAAUGAACUAUAUUGACAAAAAAUGUCAUAUUUGUCAGACAUCCAUGUUAUUUCAAUGCAGAAAUUGUACUUGUCUUUAUAAGAAAUUGAUUAUAGUCCAGAACCAUAUUAAAUAUGAAUGUUACAAGGAAAGAAAAUUCCAAUGCGCAGAUUGUGGAUAUAAAUCUCCAAGCAAGAUUCAACUUGCUAAACAUAUACGAAAUGAGCAUUUAAAUGUGGUGGAACCACAAAAAUCUUUUGAAUGUUUGCAAUGCCAUAGGAAGUACAAAAUAGAAUCAAAUAUGUUAGCUCAUGAAAAAAUAUGUAGUCAAGGAAUGACUAUUCAAUGCAGGCACUGUACAUUUAAAACCAAAUUUAGUCGUAGUCUUGCAAUACACAUGCAAAUGAAACAUUCUGAAUUAAGUAUAGAAAGUCAGCAUCAAUGUCCAGAUUGCGGAAAAAGAUAUAAAUACUUAAAAAGUCUUAAUAGACACAUAAGAAGCUUAUGUGGGGAAAAACUGAAGUUUGAAUGUGAUAAUUGCAAUUACAAAUCAAACAGAAAAUAUUAUCUUGCAAAGCAUAUGCAGGAAGAACAUCCUCAGUUAUUUUUCAAAAGCAAGUUUAUGUAAACUUUGUACAUAAAUUUUUGUUAAAAGAAUUUUACGUCAUAUGACAGUUAUAGUACAAGUUUUUUUUCAGUCAAUGCUUAUCAUAAUAGUGAUAAUUAGUUUUAGUUUGUUCCUACUCUAUAGUGUGGAAGUAUAUAUGCGAAAUUUGAAAAAACUUGAUUCACAAAAUAUCAAACAAAAGAAUAUUUUUUGUUAAUUUGUUUUAUCUUGUUUUUUAUUUUAUACACUUUAUUUGUAUAUUGAUUCGAAAGUGUUUUGAACUAAAUGAUUAAUUUAAUAAGAACAUAAAUAUGUAUUUGUUUUAUACUCAUAAGACAGAAGGUGUUUCCUUCUCUUUGUCUAAGAGACAUCAUUACACCUUAUGUAGAGGUUCUUAAUAAUUUGUAAAAUAUGUUUAUUUUAUUUUUAUUACUAUGACAAUAAAGAACUUUGACCCAAGUAUUAUUUUUAUUUUAGUUAGAAUUGUUAUGAUUCAUAACGUUUAAUAACAUUUUUAUCCAGCCUAAAUCUGUAAUUCGACACAAUAAAUAAUGAGCAUAUCAAUCGAUCUAUUUUACCGGUACGUAUCCAACGAAAUAAAAAAACUAAAUAAAUGCAACGAGUCGAUCAAAAUCUCUUUUCUAAUUUUCUUCGUAAAAUCUUUCAGACGCCGAUAAGCAUCCAUCAUUUCCAGAGGGUAAUCGUCGUCACGAGUCUUGAUGAAUGUACGCCUCGCGCUGGAGCUGCUCCAUCUAGUCUACGAGAUCGGCACACAGGCACGCGUGAAACGCCAUGUAUCCCCGAUGCGCCGAAUGCGAUUACAAAAGCCGCAUAUCAAAGGAUUCGCGAGACAGUCACGCGAGAUAGAGCGAGAUUAAUCCCGAGAACGCGCUGCAGCUUCAAGAUGUCUGCUCUCUAGUGCUGCGAGUGUCGUGAGGAGGAAUUAUGGAUGCUUUAAUUGCUGGCAUUGAUUGCUUGAAUUUUUGCGUUCCCGCAUCGUGUCAUUAGAUUCUAAAUCAGAUGUCUUAACAACGCAACGUCUUUAAUUGGAUACACAAAUUGUAUAGAAAAUUUUGUAAACUGAAGGAGCAGGCAAACAAGGGCGCGGAAGUCAAGAUAUCAACGAUUCUGACCUCGGUGCUUAUAGGGGUUUACGGCCUACAUCCUUAAUAAAAUUUACUGCCUUCAUUCACCAGCCCCAAGUUCAGACGAGUUCUCGUACUCUACACUUUUAUGGAACUUUCUGCGCAAUGUCUUGUUUAAGAUUCUACUAUGCACACUCAAUUUGUGGAAUGUGCUAAAUUUCAUUUUUUUCUUUUGCUUUUAUUAUUAACAUUACUCUAAAACUCAAGUUCUAAUAACUUAUUUUCAUAUGUGAACUAAUAUUGAUUAAUGGAAAGUAUGUUGCAUAUGGGUAUCAUAAAAUUUUCACUCAAUGUACUACAUCUAGAUUUUCAUGUAUUAUUUUACUUUACAGUGAAUAAACUUGGGCUGCUAGCAUCGACUAGUGUUAUGGUAGGAGAAGUAUUCAUCGAUUGGAGCGAAAAGGACAACUUGGUAUACACAGGCACCGAAAGGAUCAAUAAGCCCGAAAUCGAGGAUUUUGCUACAAAGACAGACACCAACUUUUUCAUAACAGACGUUAGAAGUAUAGAUCUUGAAGAUCAUUUCGGUAGUAAGAAGGCAAUACAGGUGUGCUGUUUCCACUGCGACAAAGCGAAGCGAGUGUUUGGAAAAAGAAUGAGCAAAUGCAACGAAUGCGGCACCAUACUUGGAUUCAAGUGCCUAAAAUGCUUCCGAGAAAGGACUUUAAAGACUUGCAAACACGCAAGCGUGUACAGCAGAAUUCUUGACUAUACGUUAUUUACGUAAAAUGUAUACCCUUCACAAUCUAGAAUACUAACGUAAUAGAAUAGCAA